UGUAACUAACUCUGUAAGUCUGUAAGACGAGUACUAGAUCUAGGUGGUAAGACUGUUAGUCUGUUACAGUGUUAGUGUAGUAACGGGUAACGUGAGUGCUAUGUCUAGACUCUAGAACAGAAGGCCUGCCUCCUAAGAGCAAGACCCUAAGACCUAAGAAGUAGCAACUAACUUAGCCUAAAUAUUAAAUAGUUACCUGCUGAUUAUGUGAAAAUGGGGAGGCGCUACUACUGCGAUUACUGUGAUAAAUCAUUUGCUGAUAAUCCAACGAGUCGUAAGGUCCACCUGACUGGCAACGCUCACCUUCAGAACAGGAAAGCACAUUAUGAUGCCUUUAGGGAUGAAGAAGAAAUACUGCAGGAUGAUAAAACUAAAAAACCAUGUCGGGCAUUUCUAUCUACUGGUGACUGUAAGUUUGGAGACCGCUGUCAGUUUUCUCAUCUGAGCCAUGAGGACAGGAACAGGCUGGCUGAGAUUGUACGCAUGAAGCAGCUUGGAGCAGCAACAGGGAAGACAAACACUGAAGACAAUGUUAAAAACUUACUCAUGGAGUGGGUAGACAAAAGGAGCAAAAAACUGAAAUUAGACAAUGUCGACAACAGCACAGGUAACAGUGCUGACACUAGUAAAACUCUGAGACCAACUGACUGUUUAGUGGCUGUACCAGAAUACACACUGGCUAGUUGUUUGGUGGCCUUCCCCAGUCUACCCCCUUCUCUCUUGCCUCCGUCCAAGGAAGAAAUUUUAAAGUGUGAUUAUGUGUCAUGGGGAUGACUGGAGUGAUUUACAUAUAUAUGUGACUAUGUGUAAGUUUAUGUAAGACUUGAAUGAGAGGGAUUGUCUUAACACAAUAUUUUAAUGACAUCUAAGGGAUGUGGCUGAUGUAAGAUGUGUGAGUAUCAGGAAAUUUGGCUGAUGUUUAAAUUUCUCAGGUGUGAAUAUGUAACAUAAUGUUAAGAGCAACAUUUGACUUUGUUUUAAAAAACAAUAUAGCAGCACACAAGAACAAUGCUCAAAUAUGGAUGUUGAUAACAAUAUUACUGGUUUUUUUUUAAUCAGACUAUUAGAAUUACAAAAUUUGAAACCCUUCAUUUAUUUCUGUUAUUAUAGUAUAUUAUUAUUAGUAUGUAUCGUUUGAUGUGGUGCGUGCCAUUUACUUUAAAAUAUAUGCACAUGUAUAAUAGAUUGUACAUGUGUUUUUCUCUUUAAAAGUUGUGAAGUUGUGUACAUAAAAGCAUUAAAAUAUUUUUAAAACUUGAUACAUUUUACAAUUAGUAAAACUUAAUACGUAAAAUUUUUCCCUUGUACUUCUUAUAUUCAAGAGGUUUUAUAUCAACCAUUCCACACAACCAAGAAUAAAAAACACUGA
This is a messenger RNA of Physella acuta, 1369 nucleotides long. RefSeq names its product zinc finger matrin-type protein 5. The record is from RefSeq and is a predicted model, not a curated record. Gene Ontology annotation, molecular function: nucleic acid binding; zinc ion binding. Gene Ontology annotation, cellular component: U12-type spliceosomal complex; nucleus. Lineage: Eukaryota; Metazoa; Mollusca; Gastropoda; Physidae.